AUGUCAAAUACUCAAAGUCCGGUACCUCCAGCAACCCCAACGGGCUCUACUAGCUCUACGACGUCUACGCAACCCCAAGUAUCAUCAAAACCAACCACAACAGAACCCCUACCCCCUCUCACCGGUUUCCGAGCAGCACUAGAACAUACCGGUUUACCUCGAGGUUUAUUAACUUGGAAACCUCGUCCACCAUCACGUAAUUGGUCCAUCUUCUUCACUGUACUAGGAACCAUCUCUUAUCUCUACUACGAUGACCGAAAACAAUGUCGAGAGUUGAAAAAAGAAUAUUUACAAAGGGUGGAGAAAUUCGGAAAGGAGAAAUGUGAAGGAAGUUUGGACAUACCGAGGAAAGUGAAAGUUUUUGGUGCUAAAUGGCCAGAGGAUGAAGAUGAGGAUAGGGCGUUGAGAUAUUUCAGAAAGUAUGUCAAACCAUAUUUAGUCGCAGCAGCAAUAGACUACGAACAAAUACCUUCACCAUUAUACGGUUCCAUAACUCGACAAGCUCAUGCUGAUAUAAAUCGUAUUCGUCGUCAAAACCUUCAUCUAGAUCCUCCCCCUCCUCUAAUCUCCGUACCUUCUGUCCUUGAUCCGGAAGCGGUACGACGUAAAGAUCUCGAAGGGGGGAUAGUGCUCGUUGGACGUCCUUCGUUGAAAGAAUAUAUGGAAGGUUUGAGAAGAGGUUGGAAUGGGGAUUUAUCUCCUUGGAUAUGGGAAAAAGAAGUUGAAAAGAAAUUAAAUUCGGAUGGGAUUUUCGAUCAACCUUCUAUCCCUCCUGAGAUACUUGAUACCGAUUCCAAUGAAAAUUAUACAAAUGACGAGAUCUUCAACAUCCCCAAUCCCGAUAUUCCAUCCGUUCCUAAACAUAUUGGAUCUGAUGCAAGACCUGAUUCGAAAUCUUCAAACAAUAUCAUCUCUAAUCAUUUACAGAAACAACUCGAAACAUUACCACCUCAACCUCCAUUACUUUUGGUCCCAUUUAUGAACCGCAAAGGUUUUCUUCAAAUCCCUUGGAUGGUAUACGACUUUUUCACCGAACGUCAUCAUGUUCGAACGGGUGGAGAAGCAGCUAUGAAAUUGAUUUUUUCUCAUACGAGGGAAUUCCAGGAACACCAAAAAAGUGACCUUGAUUUCGAUCAAAACGUCGAAAAGUUCUACAAGAAAUCAUUUGACGAAUUACCUAAACGAAUGCAAAAAGCUAGAGAUGAUUAUUAUCCUGGUUUAAAACAUCGUCUUCAACUCACUCGGGGCGAAGUGGAACCUACCAAAGACGAAGCGAAUAGCAAAAUCGUCUCGGAAUCAGAAUUGAGAGAAGAGAGAAAGAAGAAAGAGUUAAGGUGGAUGGGUAAUGAAGAAGGGUAUGAGAUAGUGAGGAAAGAAACACCAGUGGCUUGGGAUGAGAAAUGGAGAGGUUGGUUGAAAAUCUAUGAUGAUCCUGAGAAAGAGUCAUGA
Molecule: messenger RNA, 1449 nt
Organism: Tremella mesenterica DSM 1558
Lineage: Eukaryota; Fungi; Basidiomycota; Tremellomycetes; Tremellales; Tremellaceae
Exons: 4
Coding region: 1-1449 (482 amino acids)
Source: RefSeq, a predicted model, not a curated record